AUGUUAGCACAGAAUAAUCGAGUGGAACCUACUGAUUCUAAUGCUCAUGAAAAUUCUACAUCGGUUCAAGGACGACACACAAGUUCAUCGGUGAUCAAAUCUCGACAUUCUUCAAGUGAAUUAAUUAAUCAAGUCGAUUAUAGUGAAAAUGGAGUGUUACCUCACGAAAAGAAAACUCUUAAGCGAAACCUUGGUUUAUUUUCUGGAAUCUCAUUUAUAGUUAGCAUGAUCAUUGGAUCUGGGAUAUUCAUAUCCCCAAAAGGUGUUCUACGUGAAACACAAUCAGUUGGUCUGUGCUUAGUAAUAUGGGCAUUGUGUGGAUUCAUAGCUUUAUUAGGCGCAUUAUGCUAUGCUGAAAUAGGAACAAUAUUGCCAUUGAGUGGUUCCGAAUUGGUUUAUAUGAAAGAAGGUAUCGGAUCGGUUCAUGCUCGUACUGGUGACGUGCUUGCUUUUGUUUUCAAUUGGGCGAAUACAUUCAUUCUUCAACCGUCAACUAUUGCUAUUCUUUCUCUAACAUUUUCAACGUACUUUUUAUCCGGAGUCAUGGACAGUUGUGGUUCACCGAUAGAAUUAGUCAAAAUAUUGGCAAUAUUUGCCAUAGUGAUCCUCGCUAAUGUAAAUGCUUUAAGUGUGACUGCAGCCAAUCGGCUAAAUAUUAUCUUUGUCAUUUUGAAAACAAUAAUUAUAUUAGUAAUCGUUAUGGGUGGUCUCGUAAGAAUUGGAAAAGGUUAUACUGAAAACUUAAAAAAUGGCUUCGCUGGUACAACAAAUAAUCCAUUUAGUGUUGCACUUGCUUUCUAUUCAGGUCUUUGGGCUUACGGAGGGUGGGGUAGUUUGAAUACGGUGACUGAAGAAAUUAAAAACCCAAAAAGAAAUCUAUGGUUGUCUAUUGUAGUGGCUGUGACAUUAACUAUUAUUGUAUAUGUACUCACCAAUAUAUCCUAUUUUACAGUGAUGAGCAAAGAUGAAUUACUUAACUCCAAUGCUGUUGCUGUGACAUGGGGAGAGGCCGUACUGGGCCCCGUUUCCCGUGGACUGCCAAUCUUGAUAUCUGUGAGUACAUUGGGCAAUGUUAAUGGAUUGCUGUUUUUUUCUGCUCGUUAUUGUAUGGUCGGCGCACGUUACGGUUAUUUACCUGACGUUUUCUCUUGUAUUCAAAAGCAACGAUUAACACCAUUACCCGGCAUUUUGCUUCAGACCAUUUUUGCCAUCUGUUAUUGCAUUCCAAGUGAUAUAGAUAGUUUGAUCACACUUUUCAGCUUUGUUUCUUGGGUUUUCACCGGACUAACAUUUUUUGCUACAGUCUGUUGUCGAUUUACGAAGCCUAAAGCUCAUCGAACCAUUAAAGUUCCAAUGCCUCUAAUUAUGGUGAUGUUAUUAGUUGCUCUCUAUCUCAUUAUUGCGCCUGUCAUAUCCAGUCCAAAUAUUGGUUUUCUUGUUGCAGCACUUAUUUUACUUGUCGGUUUAAUAUUCUAUUAUUUGUUUGUUUUUCGUAAAAUGCAACCAACAUUUAUGAAAAAAAUGAACAGUUUUCUUCAAGAAUUUUUCGAUUUAACACAAGCAGCAGUCAAUACUGAAGUUUAG
This is a messenger RNA of Rotaria socialis, 1584 nucleotides long. NCBI's taxonomy places the organism in Eukaryota, Metazoa, Rotifera, Eurotatoria, Philodinida, Philodinidae. The record is from the annotation of a GenBank genome assembly.